AUGUCACUGUUACUUCUAGAUUCAUUAAAGGAUGGUCUUGAUGAUCAAUAUGUUCAUUUAUUAGACCAAAACCCUGAAUUUUACAAGGAUGCCGAGGAUUACCUUCUAGAGUUACUAAUAAAUGAUGAUUUAUUAUCUACUGAUCCAUUUUACACUUCAACCACUCCAUCUACAAUUGAAGAUUCGGCUAGUAGUAAAAAGACAUUAACUGAAGAAAUUGCCGAAUUAGAUCUGUCACAGUAUCAAAUAAAUACCAAACUAUCAUCAUUGACUAAUUCCAAUCGAGAUUUAAUUAUUGAUAUAAGUAAUGAUUUACAAUUUGUUAAUCAUCAAUUAAGUAAUGAAUAUCAACAAUAUUCAGAUAAUUUAUUAAAAAUCUUGGGAAAUGAACUUAAAAUUGAACCAAUUGUAUCACAAUUCAAUAUUAAAUCAAACAUUUCAAUUAAUAAUACAAUAUUAUAUAAGAUAGAUUCAGUGUUAGAUAUUUUGGAAUUACCUACAUUAUGUAAAUUAUGUAUUUUACAAGGAAAUUAUCAAGAAAGUUUGGAAAUAUCAAUUUAUAUUCAAAGUUUAAUGAUUAGAUAUCCUAAAAUUUCCUUAUUUAAACAAAUCCAUCAAAAAAUUGAUCAUGAAUUAAAAGUUAUGAUUAAAGGUUUAAUAAAACUUUUAAAUACAAAUUUAAAGCAAAAUCAUAUUUUAAAAAUUUUUCAAAUUUUAAAUAAAUUAUUUGAUAAUAAUAAUGGUAAUGAUUUAAAUAAUGAUUUAGUAUUAAUUAAGAUUUUCUUGAAUUCAAGAUAUAAAUUCAUAAUUAAUGAAGUUGGAAGUUUAAAGCCAUUAAUUAAAUUUAAUAAAUUGACUUAUUUGAAAAGAUUUAUUGAAAUUUAUCGUGAAUUUAUAUUUAAUUCAUUAUCUAUUUAUCAUAUUAUUUUUAAAAAUAAUCAACAAGUGGUUUUAAUUAAUCAAUUUAUUAGAAGUUUGAUUGGAUUAUUAUGUAAUGAAUUUAAAUUAUAUUUACCUGAUAUUAAAGCUCAAAAUACAGAUGAUUCAUAUGAAUCUGAAAUUGAUUUAGCAAGUUCAAUUGAUGGAUUGAUUUUACAAUUGAUUUAUCUUUGUCGAUCAUUAUCUAAUUUCAAUUUAGAUUUUGAACCUAUAAUAUUACUGGAAUUGGUUACUUCAAAUAAUCUCAUCUCCGAAUCAGAUUGGUUACGUAAUUUAUCAAAAGUUAAAAUCAAACAUAGAUGA
Candida tropicalis MYA-3404 is the source of this 1242-nucleotide messenger RNA. Its product is annotated as Golgi transport complex subunit. NCBI's taxonomy places the organism in Eukaryota, Fungi, Ascomycota, Pichiomycetes, Serinales, Debaryomycetaceae. Gene Ontology annotation, cellular component: COG complex. The transcript has a single exon. The record is from RefSeq and is a predicted model, not a curated record. Bases 1 to 1242 code for a protein of 413 amino acids. Gene Ontology annotation, biological process: cytoplasm to vacuole targeting by the Cvt pathway; intra-Golgi vesicle-mediated transport.